Molecule: messenger RNA, 2400 nt
Organism: Acanthochromis polyacanthus (spiny chromis)
Lineage: Eukaryota; Metazoa; Chordata; Actinopteri; Pomacentridae
Gene: prph2b
Product: peripherin 2b (retinal degeneration, slow)
Exons: 3
Coding region: 303-1328 (341 amino acids)
Biological process (GO): visual perception
Cellular component (GO): membrane
Source: RefSeq, a predicted model, not a curated record
GAUGGAGGAUUAGUGGUGGUGGCUGAUCUGCUGUAAUGAGAUCAGAGCUGUGGAGGCUUUAGCGUGACGCGCUGCUGCUCAUUCACACCUCCAUGCUGCUGCAGGACGCUGCUCAGCUGCUUCAGGACCUCCAUGGCAGACCCCCCCAGGUAUGGACUGUCCUGACCUGCAGCUCGGCAUUAUGGCUCUGAAUCCAGGAGUUAAACCUCUAAACUGAAGGAUCUCAGACCUGCAGCUGUUUCUUAUUGAUUCUGGACUUUCAGUGACUUCAGUAGCUUCAGUCGGUUUUCAGAGACGACAAAAUGCCGUUCAUGCCAGUGAAGUUCACCCUGCAGAAGCGGGUGAAGCUGGCUCAGGGCGUGUGGAUCCUCUACUGGCUCUCCGUCAUUGUGGGAAUCGUCAUCUUCAGCCUCGGCAUCUUCUUCAAGAUCGAGCUGCGCAAGAGGAGCGAGAUGAUGGACAACAACGAGAGCCACCUGGUGCCCAACCUGCUGAUGCUGGUGGGAGUGUUGGCCUGCGGGAUCAACGCCUUUGGGGGGAAGGUCUGCCACGACUCCCUGGACCCCAACAAGUUCUCCAAGUGGAAGCCGAUGCUGAAGAUGUUCCUGCUGCUGUGCUGUGGCUUCAACGUGCUGCUGCUGCUGGUGGCGCUGCUCUGCUUCCUCAUGCAGUUCGCCGUCUACCUGACGCUGGCCGAGGGCCUGAAGAACGGGAUCAAGUUCUACAAGGACACGGACACGCCGGGACGCUGCUUCAUGAAGAGGACGCUGGACAUGACGCAGAUUGAGUUCCGCUGCUGCGGCAACAACAACUUCAGGGAUUGGUUCGAGGUGCAGUGGAUCAGCAACCGCUACCUGGACAUGAGCAACGACGUGGUCAAAGACCGUGUCCUUAGUAACGUGGAGGGGAAGUACCUGAUGGACAGCGUCCCGUUCAGCUGCUGUAACCCCGGCUCGCCCCGCCCCUGCAUCCAGCACCACCUGACCAAUAACUCCGCCCACUACGACUAUGACCACCGCACCGAGGAGCUCAACAUCUGGGUCCGCGGCUGCCGGGAGGCGCUGUUCUCCUACUACAGCAGCAUGAUGAACAGCAUCGGGGCGCUCGUCAUCCUCACCAUCGUCCUGGAGUCGGUGGACAUGGCGGGCCUGAAGUACCUGUGCACGGCUCUGGAGACCAUGACGGAUCCGGAGAACCCGGAAUCUGAGAGCGAAGGCUGGCUGCUGGAGAAAGGUGUCAAGGAGACGCUGGCUGACGUGCUGAGCAAGGUGAAGAUGAUGGGGAAGACCAACCAGGUGGAGGAGGGCGGGGACGCACCUGAGGCGUGAUAGCCCCGCCCACCACGGAGGACUGAGGCUCCCCCUCCCCUCACCACCAACCGCCACCUCCCCUAACGAGGGAGAAGCAGGAGUUCACCUGUUGUGUUCACACACUAAAACACACACACACUAAAACACACACACUUGUUCAAAGUGAACAAGUCAUAUAAAGCUGUGGAUAUUUUCUGUAAAUAUGUUGAACAAAGUUUAUUUUUCAUUUACUGUACCUAAAGCUCAGGAUUCAGAUUCAGUCACCGCCCUUCAGUACGAGCUGUCGGCCUGAUGCCGGUCUUCACCUGAUUCGCUGCUAAACUGCUGACGUCUGAGCACUGAAGUGUUUCAGUUUCCAUUUCUCCAGCUCAGAGCACCAAGCAUUUAAAAAAGCUCUUUUUACAUUUUGAGGAUUUUUGCCAAACGUGUAGUUUACCUGAAACACAAACGUCUCAGUAAGGGUUGGGCUCUUUACUGUCGCAGCCCAACCUCUGAUGGUUGGCAUGGAAACAGAUGGCCGAACACACAAAUAAAAAGCUAAAAUGCUUAGUAGUGCUACUUCUGACCAAAGGUAUUUAAACAGGUAUUAUAGGUGUACAUACAGGUAUUUAAAUGAUGAUUCAUGAUUUUUCCUAUGUAAGCGUCUUUUUAACAUUUUCUUUAUGGAGCAAACAGCUUCUUUGGCAUGUUGUAUAUUUUGUUGUUAAGCUGAGCAGCUAGCUAACAUAGCUAAUGAUGACGCUGGACUGAGCCUGGCAGACCGAGCUCAGGGUGAACAUGUGGCCAUCUGGUUCCCUGUCGGGGGGGAUUCUGGUUCCGACCCAAACAUGAAUGUCUUUUACCGUCACACUGCAGCCAAACAAACCAGCACACAGUGAAGCAGUGCUGGUGUGUACUGGGAGUACUGGGCAGGAAGCAGCUUCACAGUGUGCAGCUCUGAGGUCAGUACGUUCAGUCAGUAGUCACUCAGGUUUUCACUGACAUGUAAGAUUUGUAUGUUUCUGACUUGUGAUGUUUUCAGUCUGAUGUUUUGGGUCGGAUGGAGUUUGUAGUUGCCAUGUACGAUAAGAUUAAAAAAGAUGAGACUGUA